Molecule: messenger RNA, 557 nt
Organism: Hypoxylon trugodes
Lineage: Eukaryota; Fungi; Ascomycota; Sordariomycetes; Xylariales; Hypoxylaceae
Exons: 2
Coding region: 130-462 (110 amino acids)
Source: RefSeq, a predicted model, not a curated record
CCACAGGCAGGGGGUGACGACGCGGAACAGGCGAAAGCCGAGCUCAAACAGUACGUCGCUUCCAAUAGUACACCGCAGCCACUUAUAUGGUCUGCCCACAACCCCCCUCGUUAAACAAGAUGAAGUGGGAUGCUAACCCAGCAUACGUCCUUUUAUAGAAUUCUAUUAGAUGCCUUUUCCCGAAGACAUGAAGCACAUAAAAUCUAUCGCCGCCAGAAGGCAGCGAAAAGAUGGAUUGAAAAUUGCGAAAUGGUACUUCAGGGACAGCGACCUAAUGCUUCGUACCAACGAGCACUUAGAGUAUGCGAUGCGCAGCUUCGAACAGAUCUAUCAUCAAUAACAGAUCAAUCUAUCUACCUAGAAUUGCAAGCUUCGGAUAUGGCUUUGGGUCGUUGGGUGGCAGAGGAUCCGAGUCUUCGUACAGUACAGCGCUGGGUGCAGGCCAGACCACAAACGACCUAACUUGUCUGCCGACCUAGGUAGUUAGGUACCUACGGUAGCGUUAUGCUUAGCGGCAUAUUAAGCAACUUACAAUUCUUCUUAGCUGAAGAACUGUG